Molecule: messenger RNA, 771 nt
Organism: Mytilinidion resinicola
Lineage: Eukaryota; Fungi; Ascomycota; Dothideomycetes; Mytilinidiales; Mytilinidiaceae
Exons: 1
Biological process (GO): DNA-templated transcription initiation
Cellular component (GO): RNA polymerase I complex
Source: RefSeq, a predicted model, not a curated record
AGCUCAAAAAAGCGCCACCGUGACGAGAACGACCCCUCCUCCCGCAGCAAAAAGCGCCAUCGACAAGAACCACAAGCCCCCAGCUCCGCAUCCACCUCGCAGCAAAACAGCUCCCAUGCCGACGCUCGCUCCCUCUACCACCUCCAAACCCUCUCCCUCUACCUCCCCGUCCCGCCAAUCGCUUCAGCCUAUCCGGCCGAGGGCCUCUGUGCCGAGUUCCUCUCGCCCUUACUCUUGACAUACUACCCGCCCCUCGACGGCAUUGUGCUCAGCUACACCAACGCGCGGCUCUCGGAGCACCCGGACCCAGCCGCGGGCAACAGGACAGCAGGCAGCGGCCCCGUGCUCGCGAAAGCAGUGGACUCGUUCGCGGUUGCGUUUGUAUGGCUGACGGCGGAUUUCGUCUUGUGCCGGCCGCAGAAGAACGACACGAUCCGCGCGUUUGUGCACUUCCAGUCGCAGGCGCAGAUUAGCCUCGUGUUCUUGAAUCUGAUUUCUGUUACGAUACGGUCGGCGCAUCUGCCGAGGAGUUGGAAGUGGGUGAGAGAUGAGGGGAUGGGCGGUGGCGCGGAGGACUACGAGCAGGGCAAGAAGGAGCGGCGUAAGAAGGAGGCGGAUGGGAGUCAGGGAUAUUUCGUGAAGGAAGAUGGGGAGAAGGUGGAGGGGUUCAUUGAUGCGCGGAUUAUUGAUUUUGAGAUUGUGACGACGAAGACGGAGAAGAGGGGGGGAUUGUUGAAGAUCGAAGCGACGCUAGUGUCGGAUGAAGAGGCG